Molecule: messenger RNA, 3427 nt
Organism: Heterocephalus glaber (naked mole-rat)
Lineage: Eukaryota; Metazoa; Chordata; Mammalia; Rodentia; Bathyergidae
Gene: Calhm5
Product: calcium homeostasis modulator family member 5
Cellular component (GO): plasma membrane
Molecular function (GO): monoatomic cation channel activity
Source: RefSeq, a predicted model, not a curated record
ACUGGCUGCUAAUGUUGAUUCAUUCUGCUGGAAAAUUCCUAGGCUAUUACUCGUGUGAGUGAGAAUUUCUUUCUGAUUUUCCAUCUAAGGCACAUAGAAAUAAUAUUAAAAAGAAGGCUGUGCAUUUUGAUUUACUGUACUUCUCAGCAUUUAGGCUGCUGUUUCACGGCCCAGUAUCUACCAGUAGGAGGCGUUAUCUGAACACUGUUGGGAAACAUGCAUUCCUAGUGAAUGACAUUGUUUUUUUAUCUGGCUGAAUUCAGCCUGAGACUUGAGGACAUUACUUCUAAUGAAAGAAGAACUCCACCCUCGUCGACUGCCACAGCCACUGCCACAGCCCCAGUCACAGCUGCUGUUUCAAAGGCAAAGGCAAAGCAUUUUCCCUCUCUGUGCAUCUCCAACAUGGAUGCUUUUCAGCCCAUUGUAAAAUUCUUUCUUAACCAGAAAACUGCUAUUGGCUACAGUUUCAUGGCUCUGCUGACUUUGGGAAGUGAGCGUCUCUUCUCACUUGUGGCUUUUAAGUGUCCCUGCAGCAGUGAGAAUAUGGCCUAUGGGCUGGUGUUCCUUUUCGCUCCUGCCUGGGUGUUACUGAUCCUAGGAUUCUUUCUUAACAACCAGGCAUGGAAGCUUUUCACAGGCUGCUGUGCAAAUCCCAGGAAAAUCUUCCCCAGGGGCCACAGUGGCCAUUUCUUCUUUGUGCUUGGCCAGAUCACACUGAGCUCAUUGGUGGCUCCAGUAAUGUGGCUUUCUGUGACUUUGCUUAACGGAACUUUUUAUGAAUGUGCCAUGAGUGGGACAAAAAGCUCAAAAAUCCUGGAUCUGAUUUGCAAGGGCAGGCCCAAAGAGUGCUGGGAAGAACUUCACAAAGUCUCUUGUGGCAAAACCAGCAUGCUCCCCGCGGACAAUGAAGAAGUGAGAUUGUCCCUGCAAGCCCAGUCUCAGAUUCUAGGAUGGUUCCUGAUUUGUUCAGCAUCCUUCUUUUCUCUGCUCACCACUUGCUAUGCUCGCUGCCGAUCUAAAGUCAGCUAUCUGCAGCUGGAUUUUUGGAAGACAUAUACACAGAAGGAAAAGGAGCAUUUGGAAAAUACAUUUGUGGAUUAUGCCAACAAGCUGAGUGAGAGGAACCUGAAAUGCUUUUUUGAAAACAAGAGGCCAGAUGUCUUUCCCAUGCCCACCUUUGCUGCUUGGGAGGCUGCUUCAGAGCUGCAUUCUUUCCAGCCAAGCCAGCAACAUUACAGCACCCUCCACAGGGUGGUGGAUGAUGGGCUGGAACCCUGCCCACAGGACGCCGAGACCAUGAUGAUUCUUGUGGGCACUGCCCAGGAUCUGUAGUUCAUCUGCCAUCACUGGCUCACAGUGCUCAGCAAUGCAUCCAUUCUGAGAGCCUCCUGCCGAACCCACAGCGGCCUUGUAUCUUUGUAUCUUCUCAUAGUUAGAACUUUUUUACUGAACUGGGACAAAAGGGAAACUUCUUUGAAGUUCUCAAGUGCAAUAAAUGUCAGGACAAGCUCAAAUUGAUGCGGAUGAUGACCUUGCACGGAUGGAGGAUUGGGUUUAGGAGGUCCAAACAUUGCUCCAAGUUCUAAGAUUUUAUGAUUCAGCAAAUAGCUUUAUGCAAGAGGCUCCACCACUCUGUGUAAAUAUGAGUCAUGGUAUCUGGGGGCUGAAGCAGUGGCUUCUGAGGGAGUGAGAUACUCUGAAUGCAAAUUGCUGAAUCCAGUGGCAGCCAAGGCAUUGUCAGAAGGAGUCCUUGCUGUGUAAAUCUAGCCCAAUCUAACCUAUGCCUUUCAAGGUGUAUGAAAUUCUCCCAUUUGAAAUUCUUUCCCUCAGAAUCAAAAGACCUCAGUUCUCACAAAUGGCCAAUUACAAGAACAUGAAGUCUGAAAUUCAGAGAUUUCUACAUGUUUCCAGCGUAUGCUGAAAGUAUGUCACUGAAGGUGGGCUGCUUCAUAAGGCUGUAGGCCCUGGGCACUUUCUCAUUCACAGACCAGUUUUUACACACGUAUGUGACUGUCUUGAUACAAAUACAAAUAUAUAUAUUUGAACACUUUACUCAACCUAAAAUUUCAUUUAUUGUAUCCCAAAUUUAAAAUUCAAAGCACUCUCAUGGGCCUUUACGUGGCAUGAUGCCUACUGUGUCACUAGUAUGUCUCAGUUGGUUUGGGUUACUGUAAUAGUGUCACACACUAGGUGACUUAUAAACCACUCAGAUUCAUUUCUCACAGUUCUAGAGGUUUGGAAUUAGGGUGCUGCAUGUUCACCUUCUGAUGAGGGCCCUCUUCCAUUUUGCAGAUUGCGGAAUUCUUGUUGAACCCUCCCACAGUGGAAAGAACAAAUAGGCUCCUCCGGACACCUUUUUAGAAGGACACCAAUCCCAUGUCUGAAGGCUCUGCCCUUGUGAUAUGAUUACCUCUCAAGGCAGGAAGACCUUCUAAUAGCCUUGGGGUUUAGGGAUCCAGCAUAUGAGUGGAGAGGAGGGGUACAGAUAUUAAGACUAUAGCAGGGUAAAAAGAUCUGGGAACACUGACCAAAGUAUACUAGUAAUUAAACUAUUUUGCAGUUUUGCACUUAUCAGAAAUGAUGCAAAUUUUGCAUUCUACUAUGUAAUAUAUAUAUUCAUGCUGGUGUGUGUGUAAAUUCUCCUUGAGUGGAAUUGUGCUUGUGGAGGAAAGACCAUGUUAUUCACUGUGGCUUGCACCUGGCAUGACUGGGAAUCCAUAGCUCUGGAUUUGAGAAAUCUGGAUAUUAGCUGCUUAUUGCCAUGAAAUAUGAUAACAGAUGGAGGCUACAACCCUACAGGUAUAACACCCAGAGCAUAUCUGUGAUGUUGUGUCUUAUAAGAAGAAAUAUAUAUUGUGUCUUCAUGCUCAUUCCUGGCACAGAACUUCUACCAACCUUGGAAUCUCCACAGGGUGUCUUAGUAUGCCAAUGAGGUGACAGGUGGCUCUUGGAUAGGCUCAGGAUGGGAACUGGCUGCUGGAGGAAUGGCUAUGUGAUUAGAAGAUUGAAACUUUCAGCCCUAUCCUCAGACCUCCUGGGAAUAGAGAGAGGCUGACCAUUGAGUUGGUCACUAUGGCCAAUAAAGUAAUCAAUCAUGCAAACAUAAUGAAGCUGCCACAACACCCUCCAAAGAACAGGGUUCUGAGUGCUCUAACACAUGGGAGGUGGCAUCAGCAGAGGAGGCAUGGAAGGUCCCCUAUCCCUUCUGCCCACACCUUGCUCUCUGCAUCGCUUCCAUUUAGCUGCACCUGAGUGCCUUUUAUAUGAAACAAAUAAUAGAAACUCCAGCCCUUUCAUGAGAUCUGGGAGCCUCUAUAGCAAAUAAUUGAACCUGAGAAAGGGCUCAUGAGAAACUGAUUUGUAGGAGAGAGAUAGAGAUAGAGAUAGAGAGAUGAGAGAGAGAGAGAGAGAGAGAGAGAGAGAGAGA